This is a messenger RNA of Chaetura pelagica (chimney swift), 2003 nucleotides long. It is a transcript of the gene COL22A1, whose product is annotated as collagen, type XXII, alpha 1. The annotation marks the transcript as partial. The record is from RefSeq and is a predicted model, not a curated record. The transcript is spliced from 13 exons. Lineage: Eukaryota; Metazoa; Chordata; Aves; Apodiformes; Apodidae.
AUGUGUGGUACAGGGAGGCGCUGCCUGCCCCAUCUCCUGGUUCUUCUCAUGUUCAUGUUCAGCGGGGAGAGAACUGAGGCACAAAGAGCAGCAAUAUUUUCUGCCACUCAUGCAGGUUGCAAGAAUGUUCACUAUGACCUUGUCUUCGUCUUGGAUGCCUCCUCCAGCGUUGGAAAAGAAGAUUUUGAGAAAGUUCGCCAGUGGGUGUCUAAUUUGGUGGAAACUUUUGAGAUUGGCCCAGACAAAACCCGUGUUGGUGUGGUGAGAUACAGUGAUCGUCCAACCACAGAGUUUGACCUGGGAAAGUACAAAACCCGUGAGGAAAUCAAAGAGGCUGCAUGGAAAAUUAAGUAUGAUGGGGGAAAUACAAACACUGGAGAUGCUCUCAGGUACCUCAACACUUACAGUUUUUCCAAAGAAGCUGGUGGGAGACUUAGUGACCGAACUGUUAAGAAAGUGGCUAUCCUUUUGACUGAUGGAAGGAGCCAGGAUUAUGUCUUGGAUCCAGCCACUGCAGCCCGUCAGGCUGGGAUUAGGAUCUUUGUUGUGGGUGUUGGUGAGGCCUUGAAAGAGGAACUCGAUGAGAUUGCUUCAGAACCCAAGUCUGCUCACGUGUUUCAUGUCUCCGAUUACAACGCCAUCGAUAAAAUCCGGGGGAAGCUGAGAAGACGUCUCUGUGAAAGAUUUGACCUGAUGGAUUCAUUCAGCGUGAAACAGAUUUUUGGAAUGAAAGAAAAUGGAAUUCAGAGUGCUUAUGUACGACUUGGAAGCUUCCCUGUUGUUCAGAAAACUGAGGAUGUAUUUCCACAGGGUCUCCCUGAUGAAUAUGCCUUUGUAACUACCUUCAAAUUCCGGAAAGCUUCCAGGAAAGAAGACUGGUAUAUUUGGCAGAUUAUUGACAAGUAUGGCAUACCACAGGUCUCCAUCCGACUGGAUGGAGAGAACAAAGCUGUGGAGUACAAUGCCAUCGGGCUCACCAAGGACGCCGUCAGGGUGGUCUUCCGAAAUGCACGGGUCGGUGAUCUUUUUGACCGCAACUGGCACAAAAUUGCCCUCAGCAUUCAGUCCAAGGCUGUCUCACUGUACAUAGACUGCAGGCUGGUGCAGAUGCUGCCCAUUGAAGAGAGGGAAAAUAUUGACAUUCAGGGGAAGACUGUGAUUGGCAAACGCUUGUACGAUAGUGUCCCCAUUGAUGGUCUCCCUGAUGAAUAUGCCUUUGUAACUACCUUCAAAUUCCGGAAAGCUUCCAGGAAAGAAGACUGGUAUAUUUGGCAGAUUAUUGACAAGUAUGGCAUACCACAGGUCUCCAUCCGACUGGAUGGAGAGAACAAAGCUGUGGAGUACAAUGCCAUCGGGCUCACCAAGGACGCCGUCAGGGUGGUCUUCCGAAAUGCACGGGUCGGUGAUCUUUUUGACCGCAACUGGCACAAAAUUGCCCUCAGCAUUCAGUCCAAGGCUGUCUCACUGUACAUAGACUGCAGGCUGGUGCAGAUGCUGCCCAUUGAAGAGAGGGAAAAUAUUGACAUUCAGGGGAAGACUGUGAUUGGCAAACGCUUGUACGAUAGUGUCCCCAUUGAUUUUGAUCUUCAGCGGAUGGUUAUUUACUGUGAUUCUAGGCAUGCUGAGCUGGAGACUUGCUGUGACAUUCCCUCUGGACCAUGCCAAGUCACGGUCCUGACGGAAGCACCUCCCCUGGAAGUGAGGCCCACUGUUGGCAACGAGCAAGUUGGACACCUCAAGUUUUUCAAUUGCUCCUGUCCUGCUGGACAAAAGGGGGAGAGAGGUCCAAUUGGGCCUGGAGGUCCUAAAGGUCAAAAGAGGUCCAAGAUUGGGUACAGCCCAUGCAGGACUGUGUCACAGUCUCAGGGAGCUGGGGAUGACGCCAUGGAAAUCCAGGCUCUGACAAUGAUUUGGGAGAAAGUGGCAGCCAAGGGCUUCCUGGACUCAGAGGAGAAAAAGGAGAGUCAGGCAGAGUCUAUGGCAGAGGAGAAAAAGGAGAAAAG